Messenger RNA from Entamoeba invadens IP1, 1302 nucleotides. Its product is annotated as ATP-dependent rRNA helicase rrp3, putative. Lineage: Eukaryota; Evosea; Mastigamoebida; Endamoebidae. Bases 1 to 1302 code for a protein of 433 amino acids. The record is from RefSeq and is a predicted model, not a curated record. The transcript has a single exon. Gene Ontology annotation, molecular function: ATP binding; RNA helicase activity; nucleic acid binding.
AUGUCAAACCCCAUUGAAUCCACACCACCUUCCAAUCCAACGUUCCAAGAAAUUGGUUUACUUCCCGAGGUGAUCAAAGUAGUUGAACAUUUAGGCUACAAAAUGCCGACUCCCAUUCAAAGUAGUAGUAUUCCCGUCGCGUUGAAACGGAAAGACAUAAUUGGUAUAGCUCAAACGGGGUCUGGCAAAACUGCUGCUUUUUUACUUCCGAUGUUAAAUCAUUUAUUAAACACGAAUGAGCGCAAGCGGGAUUUCUUUUGUAUAGUAGUGGAACCAACCCGUGAAUUAGCAGCACAAGUGAUAGAAGUGUUAGAUCGUAUGGCGGAGGCGUUACCUGGUUUAGUUUCUUGUUUAUUAGUUGGAGGGAUGGAUGAGAUGAAACAAGCGGUUCUGUUAGCUAAGAAACCAAAUGUGAUUGUAUGCACUCCCGGUCGUUUAGUGUAUCACAUUAAUAACACAAAAGGGGUAUCUCAAUCGCUCCAAAAGACUCGUUUCCUAGUGAUCGAUGAAGCCGACAAGUUACUUGAUAUGGACUUUGCAGCGGAUAUUGACAAAUUGAUCGAGAGUGUUCCGAAGCAACGAACAACUAUGCUCUUCUCAGCUACUAUGUCAAGUCGUGUCGAAAAACUUCAACGCGCGUCGUUAGUCCAUCCCGUCAAGAUCAAACAAUCGGAACAAAAGUACUCGACUGUGGACACCUUACGACAAGAGUACCUCUUCAUCCCUUUCAAAUACAGAGAUGGCUAUUUAAUGGCAAUACUCCAAAAGGUCGGUGCACAGAGUGCAAUCAUUUUCACUAUGAAAUGUAGUGGAAACACUCGACUUGUUUUGAUGUUACGACAACUCGGGUACGAGGCAAUUCCACUGAACGGCAAAAUGUCGCAACAAAAGAGACUUUUGGCCUUAGAGAAAUUUAAGAGUGGCAAGAGAAGUCUGUUAGUAGCGACGGAUGUUGCGUCGAGAGGGUUAGAUAUCCCCGACGUCGACUUUGUCAUCAACUACGAUUGCCCGGUCGAGCCUAAAGACUAUAUCCAUCGUGUCGGACGAACAGCGCGAGCCGGGAAAAGUGGGAUGGCCAUAACUAUAGUCACACAAUACUCUUUAGAGUUUUACCAACGUAUUGAGACGAUGAUAGAGAAGAAGUUGGAUGAGUAUAAAGUUGAGGAACAAGUCGCAAUGUCCUAUGUGAAUAGAUGUAGUGAAGCGAUGAGAGUCGUGAAUCAAAUAUUAAAGGAUGAAGCCAGUAAAGAGAAGGAACGGAUUAAAGACAAGAACAAAGGAAAUGCUGAUGAAGAAGACUGA